Molecule: messenger RNA, 1999 nt
Organism: Plodia interpunctella (Indianmeal moth)
Lineage: Eukaryota; Metazoa; Arthropoda; Insecta; Lepidoptera; Pyralidae
Gene: NGR-A21
Product: Corazonin receptor
Exons: 6
Coding region: 298-1593 (431 amino acids)
Biological process (GO): neuropeptide signaling pathway
Cellular component (GO): plasma membrane
Molecular function (GO): corazonin receptor activity
Source: RefSeq, a predicted model, not a curated record
GUACUCUAGGAAUUAAAUGGAAGAAAAUUGUAUUGGAAAUGGUCGCUUUCGUUUCAGGAUACAGUGGUGAAGUUCAGUCUACUUCAAGUAUUACUCGUGGCGAGACGCGCGUUUAACGUAACGCACGAAAGAUCGAGGCGCAUGAAGGUACUGAAAAGUUUUCGAAGUAUAUCUGUGUGAGAAAAACUAUGUAAAUUGAAAUGUUAUUGUUGCAACAUUCGGGUGAUUAGUUGAUUCCUCAUUAUAAGGAAAAGUUCAAUUUGCAACACCAUCAGACUUAGCCACGCAUGACGAAACAUGGAGAGCGCAGACAACAAUAUCACAUCAUAUGAUGAUUUAAUUUACCCAAGCGAGCUAUCCUUACAAAGAGAAUUCAUUACCAAAGACACAGCCGGCAACAUAACGUGGCCCAUAGAGAAAUGUAUAAAGAAUCUCUUAAUCGACCAAAAGACUGACGACAUAACUAACCGCAACUUUAUGUAUAAUGGUACUCUGCUAAGAUGUUUAGACCAUGCACCUGUUAUGACAAAAAGCACUAUAAUUAGAGCGAGUGUGCUCUCAGCUAUGGCACUUUUGUCUUUAUUUGGUAAUAUAGCUACUAUCAUAAGUUUGAAGAGAGGUAAACGGAGUAGAGGACGAGCUCGGCCGUCGUGGACUGCAAUAUACAGUUUGAUAUUUCAACUGAGUAUAGCAGAUUUACUAGUCACUGUAUUUUGCAUAGCUGGGGAGGCAGCGUGGUCUUUCACAGUGCAAUGGUAUGCUGGGAAUAUAGCCUGCAAAUUGUUCAAGUUUCUGCAAAUGUUUGCUUUAUAUUUGAGCACGUUUAUACUGGUCCUCAUUGGUGUAGACAGAUGGCUGGCUGUGAAGUAUCCAAUGAAGAGUAUGGCCACGGCGACGAGAAGUGGAAGACUGGUUAUUAUUGCGUGGGUGCUGAGUUUCCUUUUUAGUAUCCCACAGAUCAUAGUGUUUCGAGUAGCCAAAGGUCCCUUUGUCGAAGAGUUCUACCAGUGUGUCACAUAUGGAUUCUAUACAGAACGAUGGCAGGAACAAGCGUACACGACAUUAUCCCUCAUCUUUAUGUUCAUACUACCUCUUGUUAUAUUAGUUUCGACAUACGUCUCCACUGUUCGAACCAUUGCAAAAAGCGAGAAAGUAUUCAAACCUGAAGUAAUAAGACACGAGAAAUACCUGACCCCAGAUAUGAAUAGACGGAGACUCAUAGACCGAGCUAAGAUGAAGUCUCUCAGAAUGUCUGUAGUUAUUGUUGCAGCCUUCAUCAUUUGGUGGACACCCUAUUAUAUUAUGAUGAUUAUAUUCAACUUCCUAGAUCCCGAUAAAGACCAAAGUGAAGAACUUUUAUCGGGAAUUUUCUUCUUCGGGAUGUCCAAUAGUCUAGUCAAUCCAGUUAUUUAUGGAGCUUUUCACCUGUGGCCAAGGAAAAAACCUUCAAGACAUAGUGACAGAGAAUCUGGCGGCAACCACGCAUCCCUUCUCCGUCGAGGCGACCACACAUCAUCAGUCAGGCUGACCACUAUAAGGUCCUUGCGGUCCUCAGCCAAAUACUCCAAUGGACACAACGUCAGUCUUUUAUAACAAGCAAGACGUUAUCAAGAGGAGACUGUACGUGAAACGGAAUUGUGCCAUUUUACUAGCAAGCAGAUAAAUUGUGUGAUUUGCAUGGACACUAAAUCGUGUGAUUACGUGGAUAUGUGCGUGUAAGCUUGUAUAAAGCAUUUCGUGUAAAGUCAUACACACUUCGUCGUACGUUACGCAUUUUUGUCGUAUGUUAACGCAUUUGUUUCAUCAAAUUAGAUUAAUGUACUGCAGUACAUUGACUAUGUUGGAGAUAGUUUGAAUGAUGCACAAAAUGCGAGUGUAGGAUAUAAUUAUGUGUACUAUCAAAACCUAGAUGUUGCUGUCCUAGUUUGUAUGUGGAACUAAUGUUUUAGAAAUAAGUGAAGAGAUUAGUAGCGCUAUUAAACAUUUUGGAUAUUAUAAA